UGUAGUAAGAGGGCAUCGUUCUCCUCCAGUCGCAGCCAUAUGAGGUGAACCUGUUUCGCUCGAGUGGCGGUUGUUUUACGAUGAUAUCCGCUACCUAUCUUAUUUUUCAAAGAGCAGUCCAUUUAGGUAGGUUAGACUAGUCUAGUUAGAUUGGUUUGUAGGCAGUAGAGGAGGAACGCAUUAUAUUGUUUCCGUCAUGGCAAAGUCGUUCCACUAUUUUUAGCUAGCACUGCAAGCUAGGUAGGCUAACAGGGGCGGGCUUCAUUGUAAAUCAUUGGCUAGCUUCAUUAGCAACACGCAUGGAACAGUGGAGGGACGUGGCCUCCCAGCAGGCCAAGCUGAUUGUAAAUCGCCUGAAUGAAUUGUUGUCCAACGGUUUGGAGUUUUUGCGCACCGAGCUCGGUGUGGAUCUAGCAUUGAAGCCUGAGCUCAUUCCGUCAUGGGCGAUCCUCUUAGCGGCAUGCACCGGCUUGGUGUUGAUGCUCGCUCUAUGGGCCUCGAUGUGCCGGGCUCUCUUCUUCAAGAAGCGGCCUGCUGUCACCGUCGUGGACGACAGCGGCGAAGUAAAACGAGUUGCCAGCAAGGCAGUUAAAUCGGAGGAGCCGAAAAAGAGGAAGAAAAAGGCGGAAAAGAAAGCCCAGCAGAAUGGGCGAGCUGUUGAAUUCCAGGAAGAGGAUGGUAUAGUUGCAGAAGAGAGAGUGCCACAUCACCAGCCACUUCCUGUACAAACCAAGAGGGAAAAGAUAGUAGAGACCAAGAAGUCCAAGAAGAAAGCCAAACAGACAGUGAAGGAGACCGUGACAGCAGCCGGAAAGGAGCCAGAGGAAGGUACAUGGGAGACCAAGGUCAGUAACAAGGAGAAGCGUGAGCAACGCAAGAAGGACAAGAGUUCCAGUGAUGGCUCGGCCAGUCCUGGAGGCAGUGGCAUGCCUGCGAGUGGUCCUCCAGAGCAGCGCAAGCCCUCAGCAGCCCCUCCACCUGCCAACCAAAAGAAGAAAAAAGGAGAGUCUUCAAAAGUGACAGCAGAGAAGGUUGAUGCUAUUGUUUCUCAAGAUGACAGGAGUGAUGUUGCAUUGGUGGCAGCUAGAGGUGUGACUGACAGUCAAGCAGUGAAGGCAGUCAUGGUUCCUCCCCAAACUGUUGUGCCAAAGAUGCAAGGCCCAUGGACUACCACGAGAGAACCAACACAAAGUGUUGCAGCACCACUGUGGAGGGCAGAUAUUGAUGAUUCCUGGACUGUGAUUGAUAGGGUUCCAGCUGAUCUGAAUCUGAUGUCCUUUACUAAACUGGGUGUUGGCGGUGCUGAACCCCAGCUGGCAGAUCAUGUGCCGUGGCUCAGUCACCCCAAAGUGGAUGAUGAGUGGACUGGAUUCAAUGGUGGUUCAAUGGAUCCGAGCUCGGACUGGAGUGCCCCUUCUGAAGCCUGGGGCAACUAUGAAGAGCCCACCCCUAAGCCAACUCCUGUUCAGGAGCAACCCGAGUCCGCUAAGCCUAAUCUGUUGAGUGCUACUGCUGAUGAUGAUGAAAAUGAGAAGGAAAAUGGAGAGACUGCGGCUGAUGGAGCAGCUAAAACAAAAAAGAAGAGGAAGAAAAAGAAAAAGGCAGCUGAGGAAGCUGGAACGACAGGCCAGGUUGAAGUGCCAGAAAAGAAAGCAGAACAUUCAGCCCAUCUGAAGAAGCAGCUGCUGCCUGUUCAGGAGCCUUCUGCUGCUGUCCAGCCUGUGAAAGCAGCUGCUGUUGAGUUGAGAUUGGAGCGAACAGUGAAGGAAAACGUAUCAAAGAAACCUCUUGCCACACAAGUGCCACCCAAGCUACCUAAGGGACAAGCCACUGCUCCGAUCAACCUUCCUCCUACAACACAACAACAAAAACCUGAAGAAAGCCAAGCAGCUAAGCCAUCGAAGAAGAAGAAGGCAAGGAGGGAGACAUGAGUCCAUUUUGUAGUCCACCACGUGCAAAAGACUUGAUAUCCUGAUUAUGCAACAACUCUGAUCUAUGGUUGACUUGAUGGACUUUCCUUAAAUCCUGACUGAAAAUUGAAAACCUUUUAUCCGGUCAGUCGUUGGGUCAUGAAAAACUGAACGUUGAAGCAGCUGAAUCUAAUUUCAUGCUUUGUGAAUUAAUUUUAAACAUGCUUUUGAUACUCUUGUCUUGUAAUUCCAUUAUUGAAAUAAGUGAAGGAGCUAGUUUGUAGAAAUGUAGAUGUAAAGAAAUCGUUGUAUUGUUGUGGUGACUAUGAAGUUACUCAGCAUGACAACACUCUGCCGAACUGGCCUUUCCUUUCCCUUCCCUUGUCACCCUUGAUGGUACAGUGAACAUCAUUGAAUGAAAAAGGGCCAGAGGACAUUUUGGCUCAAAUGUGUGUGUACAUGUUUGUAUUUUUCAUGAUCUGUGAGAUUACAGCUGACUGCGUCUAUCUGGUUUAUUAACUUGUCUGUCGUAUACUGUCAAGCCUUCCAAUCCCUUGCAGUUUUUACUAAAUAUGACUUCUGUCUGAUUGAAGAUGUACCAUGCCUUCAACCUCUUUCAGACUUUCCAACUGUAGUUGAUUCAAAAGUCUGACUUUUUUUUGUAAAAACUUGUUUAAUAAAAGUAAAGCUAAAGCCAUA
Molecule: messenger RNA, 2609 nt
Organism: Dunckerocampus dactyliophorus (ringed pipefish)
Lineage: Eukaryota; Metazoa; Chordata; Actinopteri; Syngnathiformes; Syngnathidae
Product: protein LYRIC-like
Exons: 13
Coding region: 300-1931 (543 amino acids)
Biological process (GO): regulation of transcription by RNA polymerase II; positive regulation of canonical NF-kappaB signal transduction; positive regulation of angiogenesis
Cellular component (GO): nucleus
Molecular function (GO): transcription coregulator activity
Source: RefSeq, a predicted model, not a curated record